This is a messenger RNA of Hyaloscypha bicolor E, 948 nucleotides long. RefSeq lists its product as uncharacterized. Gene Ontology annotation, biological process: coenzyme A catabolic process. Lineage: Eukaryota; Fungi; Ascomycota; Leotiomycetes; Helotiales; Hyaloscyphaceae. The coding region runs from base 1 to 948 and encodes 315 amino acids. Gene Ontology annotation, molecular function: coenzyme A diphosphatase activity; acetyl-CoA hydrolase activity. The transcript has 3 exons. The record is from RefSeq and is a predicted model, not a curated record.
AUGAGUACGAAGGCCGCUAUUGCCCGACUGAGAGCGUACAAACCUCCACCAUUCGCGACAUGGGAUCACUUACCUCUGAGCAGAAGGGCUGCUGUCCUGGUGCUGCUGUUUGCGGACCGUCGAGGUGAUCUUCGAGUUGUUCUGACUAUGCGGGCUGCAACACUGAGGAACUAUUCUGCAGGCCAAGCUGCAUUUCCUGGAGGCAAGGCGGAUACCCUAGAAGAAACACCAUUCGAAAUCGCCAGACGAGAGGCAUACGAAGAAAUCGGCCUCCCAAAAGACGACUCCAAGAUCCCCCGACCUUUCCGAAUAGAGCAUCUCUGCCAACUCCCCUUUAGCCUAGCUAAGACCGCACUCGCGGUACGGCCUUGCGUGGCAUUCCUACACUCCGAUGACAGCAGUGGGAAUAAAGCAGCAAGUGUUGAAGAGUCCAUGAUACCUCGGCUUGAUGCCAAAGAAGUCGCGGCUGUGUUCUCUGCUCCUUUCCAUAAUUUUCUGAGAUCAGAGGACCAAGUACCGGAAGGUGAUAAAGUACCAGGAAAGAAAUCAGAUUGGUAUGAAGGGAAAUGGAUCGAUUGGUUUGAUGGAAGAUGGAGGAUGCAUAACUUCCACGUUCCGAUAAAUAACCAGAAAGUGUCGAAGCCGAAGGUAAGAGAAGGCGGACAAGCUGCCUUCGCCGAAGAGUUAGACGAAGAGGAAGACGAUGGGAUGCAGAGAUAUAAAGUCUGGGGCAUGACCGCUAGGAUGCUAGUUGAUGCUGCCAGACUUGCUUAUGGAGAGGAACCAGAUUUUGAGUAUAAUACCCACCACGGAGAUGAGAAAACGAUAGAGAAUCUAUAUAAAAUGGGUCGACUGGGUGAAAAGGUGCCCGGAGGACCUGAUCUCACUGAUUCUGACCUGAAGACUGCCAGAGAGGGAACAAUAUCGAAAGAUACAUCUAAGAUCUAG